UUGUCAUGCAAGGGAGGGCUGUGGGGGGAGGCUGUGACAUAUAUAAGACCACAGCAGCCAGUAGAGUUUUCCUUCAGGUUCAGGUCAGCAAGCUGGUCAGGUGAAUUCAUUAACACUUUCUAAACCUGCUACUCUUCAGACUGAAGAAUGAGGGAAUACAGCUUGAGCAACAUUACAGACGUAAUGUUUAAAAACUCUUCUGCCAGUGACCAGCAUACAAACACUGAAUUGGAGAACAGUCACGACAGUCCUGUUGAUGCAGAUGAGAACACUGACAGAGGAAAUUGGAGCAGUAAAAGAGAAUACCUCCUGUCUAUGAUUGGAUAUGCAGUAGGUCUUGGCAAUGUAUGGAGAUUUCCCUACUUGGCAUACAAACAUGGAGGAGGGGCUUUCCUCAUUCCUUACACUAUCAUGUUGGCUGUUGCUGGCGUUCCUCUAUUCUUCAUGGAAAGCUCACUUGGACAGUUCUGCAGCCAAGGCCCUAUUAAUGUAUGGAAAGCUGUGCCUAUAUUACAAGGUGUUGGGAUCGCAAUGAUGGUGGUCACCACUUUUUUGGCAAUCUACUAUAAUGUCAUUAUUGCAUACAGUAUUUACUACCUUUUUGCAUCUUUUCAAAAUCCUCUUCCCUGGAGUGGAUCUUCGGACAUGAGCUGCAAUGGAACGGAAAUAGGAUGUUGUAAUACAACUGCUCACGAUAGCAUUGUUUCACUGAAUAUGACUGCUGUAAAUCAAACAUGCCAAGGUGGCUUUUUGCCAGGACAGAGCCCGAGUGAAAAAUACUGGGAUGAAGUGGCUCUUCAGCGCACAAGCAGUAUGGAUGAGACGGGUCCAGUCGUCUGGCACCUGGCCCUUUGUCUCCUGCUUGCAUGGAUAUUGGUCGGCGCGGCUCUUUUCAAAGGCAUCAAGUCCUCUGGGAAGGUGGUGUAUUUUACAGCUACAUUCCCUUACAUCGUCCUUUUGAUUCUGCUCAUUCGUGGUGUAACUCUGGAGGGAGCGAGAGAUGGAAUCGAGUAUUACAUUGGUUCCUAUUCCAAUCUCACUAAACUGGCCGAGGCUGAGGUUUGGAAAGACGCAGCUACUCAGAUAUUCUUUUCUCUCUCCAUUGCCUCGGGCGGUUUGAUGACUCUAUCAUCGUACAAUAAAUUUUACAACAACUGCUACAAGGACUCUAUAACAGUGUGUGUUGUAAACUGUAGCACAAGUGUCUUUGCUGGAUUUGUAAUCUUCUCCAUCCUUGGACACAUGGCAAACAUCUAUAAGAGACCAGUAUCAGAAGUGGCAGCUGCUGGCUUCGGAUUGGCUUUCAUUGCAUAUCCUGAUGCUCUCUCAAAGCUGCCUAUAUCACCCCUGUGGUCAAUCCUUUUCUUCUUUAUGCUUAUAACUCUUGGCUUGGACUCUCAGUUUGCAUCGAUAGAGGUGAUCACUACCUGCCUCCAGGAUGCCUAUCCCAAAGUCCUCAAGUCCAGACGGGGUCUCAUCACCACAAUAGUCUGCAUUGUUCUUUUUCUGCUCGGCCUACCGUGCGUCACAGGAGCAGGAAUAUACUGGGUAAAUUUAAUAGACACAGUUUGCGCUGGAUGGAUUCUCCUGGUUGCAGGGUUGCUGGAGAUCGUAGGUUUAUCCUUUUUAUACGGCACCAAUCGCUACAUUAAGGACAUUGAGAUGAUGAUUGGGACCAAGAGCGCCCUCUUCUGGUUUUGGUGGAGAGCUUGCUGGUAUUUUAUCACCCCAGUGGUUUUAAUUAUUAUUCUUGGAUGGUCCCUAUAUACUUUUUCGCCCCCAACAUAUGGCACAGUUACAUAUCCACAAUGGGGCAUUUCACUGGGCUGGUGCAUGACUGCAUUUAGCCUCAUAUGGAUACCCAUAGUGGCUGUCUGGAAAGUGUAUAAAGCUGGCGGACACCCCUGGCAGCGUGUCAAAUCAGCCUGCUCACCCACAGAAGAUUGGGGUCCAUACUUGGAGCAUCACAGAGGGGAGCGCUAUGGUGCAAAGGAUGUGCCUGAUGCAAACAUAUUUGUGAUUUCAAAUAAUUGUGAUACUAAGUUAUAAAAACAUUUAAGCAAGUUAUACUUUCAAAAUGGAUUAUAUAACUUGUUGGUAUGGAUUUUUAGAACUUUUUUUACAAAGAGUUAGGAAGUUUAUAUUUUUCCUGCACUCGCAGCAAUAUUAGCAGGUUUGCAAAAAUUAGCAUAACAAUUAAAUAUUUAAUAUUUAUAGUUUUCUUGUUUUUAAAUGAUUGACAUGACUGAUUUUUUUAAUUGUUUCGCAAAUGUUUUCCAUGUUUACAGUUAUAUUUUUGGUGCUCUUAUUGAGUGGUACUAUGUUCUUCAUAUCAAAAUCAAAAUUUACUUUCUAUGUGCAAUAUUUAUUUUAAAUUAGAGCUAAAGUAGAAUCGGUUAAAAUAUAACAGUACUCAAAUUUCAGAUACUUGCCUAAAAAUAUUUUAGACCUGCACCAUGAGUAAAUGGCAUCAUUACAGAGCCAGUGUCACAAUGCUGGAUGUACAGUAUGCGCCCUGGUUGCAAUAGCAGAAUUAUUUUUUGCUGAUGGUAGACUGCUGGCUAACAGUGCAAAAAACAUUUAUUAUUUGCUGCUUUUUUGCUGUUUACAUCAGAUUGACGUGUAGAAGGUUUCUGACAGGAACAACUGUUGCAAGCUUGUGUUGUAAAAGACAAUGUGAGAAAGUAACUAUGAAACAUGCAAACAGAAGGUACUUGUGGAGUAAUGUAGAGCACAUGUAUUAUUUUAAAGAACAUAAUGUUAUUUAAAAUAACUUAUGAAAAUCACAUUUACAGGCAUAUUUUGUAUAUAGAAAUGUAUAUGUUCAGAAAACAUUUUUUGUUUUCUUCUAUAAAUGUUCAUUUCUUUAAAAUGGCAACACAGAGGCCUUGAAUUUGAUUUUUAAAGAAUACACAAAUUUAAACAUGUAACUUAAAUAUAAUGGUUAUGGACAAAUACAAACAGUUUGUGUAAAUAAAUAAUAUCUACCAUUAGUUGUGGAACAUAUUCUUUUUGUUCUUAUUAGAACUUGUCAUCCCCAAACCUCUUUUCAGUGUGCUUUUUGUCAGUUUCACAAAAGAGUUAAUUACGCAAAAAUUAUUAAAUCCUAAAUAUGUCAUUAUUAAUUUUA
Misgurnus anguillicaudatus (oriental weatherfish) is the source of this 3130-nucleotide messenger RNA. RefSeq names its product solute carrier family 6 member 14 (gene slc6a14). The record is from RefSeq and is a predicted model, not a curated record. Gene Ontology annotation, cellular component: plasma membrane. Gene Ontology annotation, biological process: beta-alanine transport; sodium ion transmembrane transport; (R)-carnitine transmembrane transport. Gene Ontology annotation, molecular function: branched-chain amino acid:sodium symporter activity; beta-alanine transmembrane transporter activity; (R)-carnitine transmembrane transporter activity. Lineage: Eukaryota; Metazoa; Chordata; Actinopteri; Cypriniformes; Cobitidae.